GAUGCAACGUUUUUGGGCAGCGUGACGUCCCAGCAGAUUUGGGACCAGUUUUGGCAGUCUCAGCAGGCCUUUCGCAUACUUGUGCAGUCCGGUCAGAUGGUCAGCUCGUAUGCUUUGGACACAACGAUUAUGGACAGUGUGACGUGCCAGCAGAUUUGGGACCAGUUUUGGCAGUCUCAGGGGGCGAUUUUUAUACUUGUGCAAUUCGGGCAGAUGGUCAGCUCGUAUGCUUUGGACGCGAUGGUGAUGGGCCGAGUGACGUGCCAGCAGAUUUGGGACCAGUUUUGGCAGUCGCAGCGGGCGGUUUGCAUACUUGUGCAAUUCGGGCAGAUGGCCAGCUCGUCUGCUUUGAAUACCAGAGCAGGGGUGGGUGGAGUGACGCGCCAGCAGACUUGGGACCUGUUUUGGCAGUGGCAGCAGGCAGUCUUCAUACUUGUGCAGUGCGGUCAGAUGGUCAGCUCGUAUGCUUUGGACACAACGAUUAUGGACGGUGUGACGUGCCAGCAGAUUUGGGACCAGUUUUGGCAGUCUCAGGGGGCGAUUUUUAUACUUGUGCAGUGCGGUCAGAUGGUCAGCUCGUCUGCUUUGGACGAAACGACUAUGGACAGUGUGACGUGCCAGCAGAUUUGGGACCAGUUUUGGCGAUCUCAGCGGGCGAUAAUCAUGUUUGUGCAGUGCGAGCAGAUGGUCAGCUCGUAUGCUUUGGACGCAAUGAUGAUGGACAGUGUUACGUGCCAGAAAAUUUGGCACCAGUUUAGCGGGUCAUUGUCAUACCUGUGCUACGCGGAGGGGACAGAUGGUCAGCUUGUCUGCUUUGGAGACAACUUUUAA
This is a messenger RNA of Symbiodinium necroappetens, 831 nucleotides long. The record is from the annotation of a GenBank genome assembly. NCBI's taxonomy places the organism in Eukaryota, Dinophyceae, Suessiales, Symbiodiniaceae.